UGUAUGUUGUGCAAUAUCACGCUGGUGUUUUUAAACCUGUGUGAAGGGCAUAUGAGGCAAAGGAUGCCUGUUACACUAUUGGAUAGGAAGUUUUGAGUGGUUUUAAACGUUUUAUUUUCUGUGGAGUUUGUGUUACAGGAUGAUCGACCACUUAGACAAGAUGUUUAAAGGAGAGGAGUGGAACAUUUCUUUUGCUGGCUGUGGCUUCAGUAGUCUUUAUUACCUGGGAGCCUUGAGCUGUAUUCUGGAGCACGCGCCGCAUCUGGUUCGCCUUGCGUCGAAGAUCGGUGGCGCGUCUUCGGGUUGUUUAGUCGCAGCCUGUCUCGUAGUUGGAAUUCCCAUUGAGACCUGCUGUGAGUAUGUGAUGUCCAUGGCUCUAGCGGCGCGCAGGCACCAGCUCAGCGUCCUCCACCCGGCGUUCAGCCUCCUGGGGGGGGUGCAGGACUCCUUGCUCCGCUACCUGCCCCCCGAUGCCCACCUCUGGGCCUCCGGGAGGCUCUGCGUGUCCCUCACCAGGCUCUCCGACGGAGAGAACCUUCUGGUCACAGAGUUUGACAACAGGGAGGAACUCAUUCAGGUACUCCUGUGUAGUUGCUUCUUCCCCCUGUAUUGUGGCGUGACCCCUCCAUCGUACCGUGGAGUGCGCUACAUGGACGGGGCCCUGAGCAACAACAUGCCGCUGCACGACCAGAGGAACACCAUCACCGUGUCCCCGUUCUGCGGGGAGGCGGACAUCUGCCCCCGGGAGGGCGGCCUGGGCGUGCUGGCCGUGCACUACGGUAACCUGGGCAUCCGGGUCAGCCAGCUCAACGUGAAGCGCAUCUACAGGUCCUUCUUCCCCCCGGAGCCGGCGGAGUUGGCAGAGAUGAGUCACAAUGGCUACAUGGAUGCUCUUCGUUUCUUGAGAAGAAAUGAUCACCUUGGAGCGGAAUACUUAUCUUGGUCUAUGCCGAUGGCGAAACCCCCAACCAAACCAGUGUGCUGUGCUGGACAGACACCAGAAAAGGACAGCCAGGUGUCAAAGGUGUCGCAGUCCCACUGGUGGCUGGAGCAGAACGCGGCCCAAAGCCUGCCAGCAAGCAUCCAAAAGGUGCUGUGUAAGGCGUGUAGAGAGAGCCAUUAUGCUGGCAGUGCUGGCAGUCAGGGGAUGGCGCCCCCUCUGGUCAGACUGUUGUGCUUCCUGCUGAUUCCCUUCACGUGGUCGGUGGAGCUGAUCGUCUCACUCAUCAGUGUGAUGAUGUUAGGCUGGAAAUUGAUGUGCAGUCUGAUGAUGUCGUCUGGAACGAAAACACCAAAAGAUCUGGGGCCACGGGAGCAUGCAUGGCAGACGUUUUGCUCCAGACCCGAGCCGCCGCCUUCCCCUGGAGCUGAGGAUAUUGGGUCGCACUGACAGGAGGAAAGAAACUUCAAUUCCUGCACCCUCUCCAAGGACCUCAACAUCCUUUCCCUACUGGACCAAGCACCUUGAAAGGCCAGUCGUCGUCGCCGCCACUGCUGCUUCUGCUGCUGCGGCUGCAGCAGCAGCAGUUGCCGCCGCCGCCGCCGCCGCCGCCGCCGCCGCCCCGAUGUCAGGGAUCUGGUCGGCAAACGACUGGGUCAUCCACUGUCCGUCUGGGAGCUGGCCUUCUGCCCCGCCCGCCGCUUGGGACGUGGUGGCCUUCUCUGCAGCUUCUGGACAACAGAUGGAGACACACCUGCAAUGUCAGUCAGCUCUCCUUUUCCCCACGUCGUGUUCUCAUUCAUCUGCUCAAACUACACCUCGUAUGAAAGCUGAUGCACUCACUCUGGGUGACCUUAACACGAUCAAGAAGCAACGUUUUAGUUACUACCACAAAAUAUUAAUGAAAUAUGAUCACAUAAAACCACCAUAAUAAGAUAAUCCAGUAUACUGGCACACUUGGAAUACUAAAACGGUAUUUACAAUCAUUUAUUGUAGAUAAGAGGGUUUCACCAAGGAAUUAGUGUGCCUUGAAUAAAACACAUGGUCUUUAUCGAUGUCUUGUGGCCCUAGGGUGCGAUUGAAAUGGUGUCUUGCUAUUCUCAUUGCCCUGACCUUUCAAUAGAAAUUGUAUGGUACUUUUCGCAUUUGUCUGCAUUGCAUUUGUUUGCCUAAACCUACCUCUAUAUUUGCUGUACUUCCCAUUAUUGGCAACAAGCCUUGACCCAGCUGGUUUUCAUUAUAUUGCUUUGAGUACUUCAUGCCGUUUUACCACUGUACUGGUCGUUUAUGUUUUGAAAAUUAGUUUCAAAUGAUUGAAAUGUGACAGUCUACCAAGUAAAGAUUACAAUACAAUCAAA
Messenger RNA from Gadus morhua (Atlantic cod), 2298 nucleotides. RefSeq names its product patatin-like phospholipase domain-containing protein 2. Gene Ontology annotation, biological process: lipid homeostasis; triglyceride catabolic process. Gene Ontology annotation, molecular function: triacylglycerol lipase activity. Gene Ontology annotation, cellular component: membrane; cytoplasm; lipid droplet. The transcript has 10 exons. The record is from RefSeq and is a predicted model, not a curated record. Bases 140 to 1390 code for a protein of 416 amino acids. Lineage: Eukaryota; Metazoa; Chordata; Actinopteri; Gadiformes; Gadidae.